Messenger RNA from Sitodiplosis mosellana (orange wheat blossom midge), 2622 nucleotides. It is a transcript of the gene SrpRalpha, whose product is annotated as signal recognition particle receptor subunit alpha homolog. The record is from RefSeq and is a predicted model, not a curated record. Gene Ontology annotation, biological process: SRP-dependent cotranslational protein targeting to membrane. Gene Ontology annotation, cellular component: signal recognition particle receptor complex; endoplasmic reticulum membrane. Lineage: Eukaryota; Metazoa; Arthropoda; Insecta; Diptera; Cecidomyiidae. Gene Ontology annotation, molecular function: ATP hydrolysis activity; signal recognition particle binding; GTP binding. The transcript is spliced from 6 exons. Bases 553 to 2430 code for a protein of 625 amino acids.
GAAUUGGAAAAACAUCUUAUUGGGAAUGGUUGAUUAAAUUUUUUUUUUGAGAGAAUUCAAUUUAAUCUCAGUAUUUCUAUUGAAAGAAACAUUUUUGAACGAAACAUGGAUUUUAAUUCGAAUUGUUGAAAAAAUCAAUGAAAAUUCAUCUUAAAACGGAGACUUUGACUCACUCAAGAAUUUAUUAAAAUAAUUUCCAGUCUAAAAUCAAAUCGAAUUACAUUCUCAUUUCAUUCAUUCAUUAAAUGGUCAUUAAAAUACGAUUUCCAACAACCAAAAACUGUUUGCUUUGAUACGAGAACUUUGUUGUUUUUAUUGUAAUGUGUCAGAUUUGAAUGUCAGUUGGUCGUUCGCAUCGGGCAGUCCAGCACGUGAAAUGUGUCUGCCAAACAGAAAAAGACAUUUCACUUAAUUGAAGUAAAAUUGUUGACGUGUUAACACAUAGACAUAGCGAUUUGUGUUUUUGUUUCAGCCAAAAGAGUGUCAUUUGUUUUUGUGUUUCCACAAAAUCUGUUCCCUUUUUUUCGUUGUGCAAAUUAUUUAGGCAAAAAAAUGUUAGAUUUAUUCACGAUUUUUACCAAAGGAGGCAUCGUUUUAUGGUGUUUCCGUGGAACACAGGAAAUUUUCACAGCGCCAGUCAAUGCAUUGAUUCGCAGUGUAAUUUUGCAGGAACGUACGGGAUCAAAUUCGUAUGAUCACAAUAAUUUAACGCUGCAAUACAAAUUGGACAAUGAAUUUGAGCUGAUUUUCGUGGUUGCGUUUCAAAAAAUACUACAACUGUCCUACGUUGACAAGUUCCUGAGCGACAUUCACUUGGAAUUUAGAGACAAAUACAAAAAUGAAUUGGUUUCACGCGAGAAUCGAAGCUAUCAACAAUACGAUUUUUUGAGCGAAUUCAACCAUAUUUUAGAAGAAGCUGAAAAAUGGGGUCGUUUGCAAGCAAAAUUACCCAAACAAAUGCGUUCUUUUAAUGAUUCACAAAAAUCAAAGAAAACUGUUGCGUCAAUGAUUGAACGCAAGGAUGGUAAACCAAUGGCACCACCGAAAAAAAUCGUCAAAAUAGUCGAAGCUAAAGUGGAAGCAGUUGAAGAGUCCGAUUCCAAUGGUGGUUUAACUGAGGAUGUUUUGGUGGCAAAUCGUCGUAAAUUAGCUGAAAAAUUGUCGGGAAAGAAGAAGGUGGACUCGAAGAAAUCGCCAAAAACUCCGACGGAAAAAGUGAAAGCGGGUAAACAAGCGCGUGUUUGGGAUUUGGGUGGUUCAUCGAAGGAUGCACCAGUUUUAGAUCGUUCGAAAGAUAAUCCCGAUGAUAUUCGAAGCGUCUAUACAUCGGACAACCAAAUGAUUGGAUCGAUGAAGGGUGGCAUUCAAGAUCUGGCGGUUGAAAGCGAGUCAAGCUCCGAUGAAGAAUCUGAAGAAGAUGUGGGCAACAACAAUCAAAACACCACCAAAUCGAAUUCUACGGGUAAAAAGAGCGUAUUUUCAAUGUUUUCGAAGUUUGUCGGUGCCAAGAAUUUGACACGUGAAGACAUGCAAACAGCAUUGGAUAAAUUACGUGACCAUUUGAUUACUAAAAACGUUGCAAACUAUAUUGCCAACGAGCUGUGCGAUUCAGUUGCCGUAAAAUUGGAGGGAAAAGUGUUGGGAACAUUUGAUACCAUAGCAUCAACGGUCAAAAAUGCAUUGACCGAGGCUCUGGUGCAAAUUCUAUCGCCAAAACGUCGAAUUGACAUUCUGCGUGAUUGCCUAGAGGCAAAGAAGAAUCAACGUCCAUACGUCAUGGCUUUUUGCGGUGUGAACGGCGUUGGAAAAUCGACAAAUUUGGCCAAAAUCUGCUUUUGGCUCAUUGAGAACAAUUUUAACGUGUUGAUUGCAGCUUGUGAUACGUUCAGAGCUGGAGCCGUUGAACAAUUGCGCACACAUAUGCGUCACUUGAACGCAUUGCACCCACCGGAGAAACAUGGUGGCCGUCAAAUGGUUCAACUGUAUGAAAAAGGUUAUGGAAAAGAUGCUGCUGGCAUUGCAAUGGAAGCCAUACGAUUCGCUUCGGAUUCUCGCAUCGAUGUCGUUCUAGUCGAUACUGCUGGCAGAAUGCAAGAUAACGAGCCUCUCAUGCGUGCUUUGACCAAAUUGAUUGCGGUUAACGAACCGGAUUUGGUCUUGUUUGUCGGAGAAGCUCUGGUUGGAAACGAAGCGGUCGAUCAAUUGACGAAAUUCAAUCAAGCACUCGCCGAUCACUCAUCGGCCACUAAUCCACAUCUAAUCGACGGAAUCGUUUUAACAAAGUUCGAUACCAUCGAUGAUAAGGUUGGUGCGGCAAUUUCUAUGACGUAUAUCACUGGGCAGCCAAUCGUUUUCGUUGGAACGGGUCAAACUUAUACUGAUUUGAAAGCAUUGAAUGCAAAGGCUGUCGUUCACGCUUUGAUGAAGUAAAACCAAUUCAGUCACAAUCAUCCACAUUCUCUCCACCUUCUCUUCUACACAACAACAAUCCAGAUUUAAUAUACAGCCAUGCACAUUACCGUUAUACCGAUUUAUUCUGACUUCUUUAUUCGUUACAUUUUUUAUUUAACCGAUUUUUUUGUUAUUCAAAUAAAAGAACGCCAAUUUUUUGAGGUUAUGGAA